AAGCAUAGUGACCAGUAGUUCAGUUUGAACCAACACAAGUACGCUGUCAGUUCAGAAGCUAGACUUUAAGUUAACGUUUCAGAGGUUUCCCAGACUGCAAAAUGACAUCGAUUGCGUUGACUUUGUGCCUAUGUGUUGCCAUCUUUACUCCCCAAUGUAUGGGCGGUAGAAGAAAUAACGUCAUUAGUUAUAUAAUGAACCACGUAGACGAACUGCAGCAGCGUCAGGAUGCCGUCACACCCUCUUUCGGUCCAAUUUGUGAGGGGCGCAACUAUCAGAUUUACCUAGACCCUCUAAACUGGUCUGCUGCCAAGCUAAAAUGUGAGAUCAACGGAGGAAUGCUCGCAAAGAUACGAAGCCAAGAUAUCCACGUAGCGAUCGUCGAUUACAUAAAGGAGGCGAAGUUAACGUCAACAAUCGUUAACGACGCCGGGAAAGGUCUAUGGAUCGGGCUUGGUGACAAAGACGAGGAAGGGCGUUACAUGUGGGUCGAUGGUGAGGAGCUAGACUUAAACGAGUGCAGCCAAUAUCAAGGAUGGGCCGCAGAUGAACCAAAUAACAACGACAAGAAAGACGACAAUGGACAGGACUGCGUGCAGCUGUGGAAAAUGCGUCAAUUUGACUGGGAUGAUGGUUACUGUAACGACUCAAAAGGAUACAUAUGCGAAUAUGCAGCCUGUGAUCCUAGCUGCGUUGCCUGUCUGUAAAGGAAAUUAAAAAAAAUACGUAGAAGUAAAAUUAAGAGAUUCAAUUUGUUGAAAUGUUGUAACCUACAUACUAUAUGUUGUUCGUAAUAUAUGUGUCUUUCUUUAUAAUUGUAUAUUCCCAUAAUCCUCUGUUUAUGAUUUCCUUGUAAAAUAGAUUGAUUAAAAUGAAGCAUCGAUUAUCGUUUUCAAAUUUCCAAGACGAAAUGUUGUGUUGUUGUAGAAUACUAGUACAUGUAUUAUAUUUGCUACCAAAAUAUUAUUUUCAUUUUAUAAUAGAUCAUGCUUUAUUGGUCCGACUAAGAACAGAAUAAAACUCCACAUUAUGUCAUUAAUA
Molecule: messenger RNA, 1041 nt
Organism: Saccoglossus kowalevskii
Lineage: Eukaryota; Metazoa; Hemichordata; Enteropneusta; Harrimaniidae
Product: struthiocalcin-2-like
Source: RefSeq, a predicted model, not a curated record